This is a messenger RNA of Coregonus clupeaformis (lake whitefish), 6684 nucleotides long. RefSeq names its product atrial natriuretic peptide receptor 1. Lineage: Eukaryota; Metazoa; Chordata; Actinopteri; Salmoniformes; Salmonidae. Gene Ontology annotation, biological process: protein phosphorylation; receptor guanylyl cyclase signaling pathway; intracellular signal transduction. Gene Ontology annotation, molecular function: peptide receptor activity; guanylate cyclase activity; protein kinase activity. The transcript is spliced from 22 exons. Gene Ontology annotation, cellular component: membrane. The record is from RefSeq and is a predicted model, not a curated record. Bases 246 to 3452 code for a protein of 1068 amino acids.
CCUGAAUUGACGGAGGCAGGAGAUCAAGGACUUGCACUCUAGUGCGAGUGGUGCGCAACGAAAUUUCCCUCGCGUGAGGCGCAAUAUCUUUACAGCUUCGCAUCUUCCAUUGACAGGACAGUUGCCGGGAGAGUCACCGGGAGACGAUCAACCAAGAAACCCGGUUGUCUCUGGACAGCCUAUCUGUGGAAGAGAUACACAAAAUGGCGAGACAUAACCAUCAAAAUUGAGCCCCUCUGUGGUUGAUGGCGACGCCUGAGCCCAACCCAGCAAUGCAGAAGACGAGAACCUGGUGGUGGCAGGGACAACUGGGAGUUCCUCUGCUGUUUCUGGUUUUCCCGCUCCUCAGGACCGAAUCGUUCAAUGGACUUUCAGAGCCCCAGAAUGUGACACUGGCUGCUAUCCUGCCUUUGCGCAACACUGAAUACCCGUGGGCCUGGCCCCGCGUGGGACCCGCUCUGACCAGGGCUCUGGAGCGAGUCAAUGACGAACCCACCCUGCUGCCGGGCCACCGCCUGCGCAUCGUCUACGACAGCAGCGAAAGCAAGGACGGCGUCUGCUCCGACUCAGUGGCGCCGUUGGUGGCCGUGGACCUCAAGUUCUCCUACGACCCGUGGGCCUUCAUCGGGCCUGGUUGCGACUACGCUUCGUCUCCCGUGGGCCGCUUCACCACCCACUGGGACGUUCCCAUGGUGACGGCCGGGGCAGCGGCCAUUGGCUUCAACAUGUACACAUCCAUCACCAACACGGGCCCCACGCACAAGAAGCUGGGCGAGUUUGGGGUGCACCUGCACCACCAUUUUGGCUGGCACAGGCACGCCAUGCUCAUGUUCAGUGACAACAAGGACGACGACCGGCCAUACUACUUUACGGCCGAGGGGCUGUACACGCAGCUGCAGCUGGACAACAUCACCACAGCAGACAAGGUCUUCAAUGAGAAGAAUGGACCAGUCCAAUACGAUGACCUCAUCAGUGACAUCAGCCAGAGUGCCCGAGUGGUGUACAUGUGCUGCUCAUGGGACACCUUCCGGAGGCUGAUGGUACAGUUCUGGAGGGAGGGCCUGCCCCCGGAGGACUAUGCAUUCUUCUUCAUCGACCUGUUCGGCCACAGCCUGAGGAAGCAGCCCGCUAGGCCCUGGUACAGAGGAGACUCAGACGACCACGCCGCCAAGAAGGCCUUCAGGAGUGUGAAGAUCCUGACCUACAAAGAGCCACAGAACCCGGAGUACAAGGAGUUUGUUUCCAACCUGAAGACGGACGCCAUGAACAUGUUCAACUUCACUGUAGAAGACUCGCUGAUGAACCUGAUAGCAGGAGGCUUCUAUGACGGGGUGAUGCUUUACUCUCAGGCCCUGAACGAGACCAUGGCAGAGGGAGGGGGCCGGCCGCGAGGGGACACCGUCACCAAGAGGAUGUGGAACCGCACAUACCAUGGUGUUACUGGCUUGGUUCAGAUUGAUGGGGCAGGCGAUCGGGAGAUUGACUUUGCCUUGUGGGACAUGACCAAUCUUGACUCUGGGGUCUUUCAGAUUGUGUCCGUCUACAACAGCACCCUGAAGGAGCUGGUUCCAGUGCCGGGCAUGAAGGUCCAAUGGCCGGGGGGCGCCCCCCCCCAAGACAUCCCCGACUGUGGCUUCAAGAACGACAAGCCUGCCUGCUUAGCACGGACAGUUACUAUGCUCCAGAUGGUGGCCAUCGUGGCUUGCUUCAUCUUCGUCAUCAUCGUCACCGUCACCGUCUUCAUCUACAGGAAGCUGAAAUUGGAGAAUGAGUUGGCUGCUCAGCUCUGGCGAGUGCAAUGGGAGGACGUGCAGAUGAGCAACCUGGAGAAAGUGCUACGCAGGGCAUGCAGCAGACUCACCCUGUCUCUGAGAGGCUCGAACUAUGGCUCCCUCCUGACCAUGGAAGGAAACUUCCAGAUCUACGCGAAGACUGGCUAUUACAAGGGAAACAUUGCGGCCAUUAAGUACGUCACUAACAAGAAGCGCAUUGAGCUCACCAGGAUAGUUCUCUUUGAGCUCAAACAUAUGCGUGAUGUUCAAAACGAGCACCUGACUCGCUUUAUCGGAGCCUGUAUCGAUCCUCCCAACAUCUGUAUCAUCACAGAGUACUGUCCCCGGGGCAGCCUGCAGGAUCUUAUGGAGAGCGAGAGCAUCACCUUAGACUGGAUGUUCAGAUACUCUCUCAUCAACGACAUUGUUAAGGGGAUGGCCUUCCUUCACAACAGUGUCAUUGUCUCCCAUGGUAAUCUGAAGUCCUCUAACUGCGUGGUGGACAGUCGCUUUGUUCUGAAGAUCACUGACUACGGGCUGGCCAGCUUUCGCGAAAAGUCCAAUAUGGAGGACACACACGCCUACUAUGCCCGGAAAUUAUGGGCAGCUCCAGAGCUGCUGAGGGCAGAUAGUCCCCCGCCAUGUGGCACUCAGAAAGGGGACAUCUACAGUUUCGGCAUUAUCCUGCAGGAGCUGGCCCUGCUCCGAGGGGUCUUCCACGUCGAGGGGGACACCCUUAGCCCCAAAGAGAUCGUAGAACGCGUGGCGCUGGGCCAGUGGCCCUACCUGCGGCCCUCCCUCUGCCCUCAGAGCCACAGUGAAGAGGUGGGCCAGCUCAUGCUGCGCUGCUGGAGCGAGGACGGGAACGAGAGGCCCGAGUUCCACCACAUCAAGCUGCUGCUGCGCAAACACAACAGAGGUUAUGGGUCUAAUAUCCUGGACAACCUGUUGUCUCGUAUGGAGCAGUACGCCAAUAACCUGGAAGAACUUGUGGAGGAAAGAACACAGGCCUACCACGAAGAGAAACGCAAGGCUGAGGCACUGCUCUACCAGAUACUUCCACACUCUGUAGCGGAGCAGCUGAAGAGAGGGGAGACGGUGCAGGCAGAGGCCUUUGACUCAGUCACCAUCUACUUCAGUGACAUUGUGGGCUUUACCGCCAUCUCAGCAGAGAGCACACCCAUGCAGGUGGUGACCCUAUUGAAUGACCUCUACACGUGUUUUGAUGCCAUCAUCGACAACUUCGAUGUUUACAAGGUGGAGACGAUAGGCGAUGCGUACAUGGUGGUGUCUGGGCUGCCUGUGAGGAACGGCAAUCUGCAUGGCCGAGAGAUCGCCCGCAUGUCGCUGGCCCUGCUGGAGGCCGUACACUCCUUCAGAAUCCGCCACCGACCUGCCCAGCAGCUCCGUCUGCGCAGUGGCAUCCACAGUGGCCCUGUGUGUGCUGGUGUUGUAGGACUGAAGAUGCCUCGGUUCUGUCUGUUUGGAGAUACAGUCAACACAGCCUCUCGCAUGGAGUCCAAUGGGGAGGCCCUAAAGAUCCACGUGUCGGAUGCCACGCGCGCGGUGCUCGACGACUUCAACUGUUUCCAGCUGGAGCUGAGAGGAGACGUAGAGAUGAAGGGCAAAGGGAGGAUGAAGACCUACUGGCUACUGGGAGAGAGCACCAACAUGGCUUGAGAUAGAGAGAGAGAGAGAGAGAGAGAGAGAGAGAGAGAGAGAGAGAGAGAGAGAGAGAGAGAGAGAGACUCGGUAGAAAAGAGAGAGACUCGGUAGAAAAGAGAGGACUGAGGUAAAAGGAACAGACAUGCAUACAGAUUCACAUGAGAAUGGAGUGAAAUGGAAAUAAGCAAAAAACUGUACUCCUGACAACUCCCUCCUGAAUGAUAGUCUCAUCAACAGUCUCACUGCUCUUCAUGGUGAUACCUUGGUUAAUUUAGGUGAACAAGCUCUCUCUAGAUUGACUUACCAUGGUGGAUAACCUAUCAACGUUGACCUUCCAUGGACAGCUUUAGACUUGUACCUCUACAACCAAAGGAAUGAUAUCACUGCUACACCGCUGUGUACCGAUUGGUGAGGCACCACCUCUGAUUGACACAGACGAUGGGCAUUUGCGAACAUCGCCACCAGUGUUCCAGAGUUGUAACUAUCGCUUUUGUGAACAAACAUUUUGGACAUUCUUGUUGGACCUGUUGUUUGUGGUGACGAGAGUUGUCCAAUGUGUUAUUUUGUGGUUAUUUGACUUUGUGACUGACUUGGUGUUCUCUAACAUUUGUGUAGAGGCCUUAGUGUUAUGUGAAGCAUUCACUGGUGUUAUUCUAUUUAUUUCACAGUGGUGUGUGUUCUAUAUUACUAUAUCAGUUUGUUCUAUAUCUAUAUCAGUUGAACAAUAAUCAACUGAAGACCAGAGGGGUAUACUACGAAUGUAGCUAGAUGUAUUCAGGCUUUUCUGAAAUUAGCUAGCUUCAGUUAGCUUCACAUUCCAGCUCAGGCUUCAUGCAUGUUACGAAGGCAGAUCAGGCAGAUAUUGAUCGUUCACCCGCCGCUUACUCGAGCCGGGCUUGUAACUGCGAGUUCAUGUCGCACAUAGCUAGUCAAACGCCGAACUCUUCAUUGAGAAAAUACUGAAACAUCAAUCCAUGGGUGAGUCAGUGCCACAUUUUCAUUUUUGCCUAAAUCUAAAUGAAAGAAAAACAAACCUGCAAAUUCAGCAGGCUAUGGUGUGAAAUGGGCUAUUACAAGUGCUGUCUUUCUUGCGCAUAUCGUUUCUUUGGUGUGCUUAGCAAUGCACGAGUGCCACGACUCCCCACUCCUAUCGAUAAAAUCAUUGUAUUAAGUCAUACGGCAGUUUUACUGCACGUGAAGUUUCAAAUGCAUCCUGUCAUUACUAAAUGUGUUGUGUGAAAUGUAUUUGAAUAUUACCAUUUUUAACACACAAGAAUUUGAUUGGUCCUCAACUCAAGGCUCAAACACUUCAUUCAGGAUAAAUUGAGUAAACCCUGAGUUAGCCUUGCCGGGAGCAGAUUUAGUUCUGAAGGAUUCGUUGCCAUAGAAAUGUACCUGGCUAAAAGGUGAGCCACAUUCGUGUCACCGGUUAUCCCGAGUUGAACUCAGAGUUGACCAAAGUUACCUCGCUAACUCCUCAAACCAGAUUCGUAGAAUAGGGCUCAGUAAUCCAUAAUAAUAACAGUCCACAAAGUGUGCCCCACAGCCUACUAGGCUAUGUGCUUUAGGAGGAAGUAGUGGAGGUAAUCACCACCAUGCCAAUGUAGGCUAUCUAAUUGACAUUGGUGAAAUGUCUCAAAUGGACACUUAUGGCUGUUAAGUAAGGACAUUAGGCUUAUAAAUAAGUUAAUAUGCAUUCAACAGGACUGUUCAAAAAGGAUUUACAGCUAAAAUGAAUAUUUUGGGUAAUAAAAAAAUAAUUUGCUUUAAUCUUCAAGAUAAACUGCGAUGACAAUGAAAAAUUGAGAAUUAGAGUUGGCCAUAAAUGACAACUUUGGGGUGAAUUACAUAUUAUUAACUAGUCACUGUUAAUACUGUCUGCGUGGUUAUAACUAGUCCUCUCACAUUAAUUCUUAUAUUACAGACUCAUUUUGAGCUUCAGAUUUUCUAAUUGUCCUUUUUCCUUUUCUUACAAGAUGAUGUUAUACUCAAUAGCUUAUAUUUCACACUCAAGGGUAGAAAAGAAUGAGGAAGUCUAGCUCUUCACUUCUUAUUGUUACUGAUGAGAAAAGUCUGAUUUAUUUUCAGAUUGGGAGUCCUUCUAAAUGGCAAACAUAGUAUAGUGAAAAAUAUAUAUUUAAAUGGAUAUAUGCCCAUAGACUCUCAAAGUUGACUCUGAGGAUACUGGUUUGGCUUGUGAUUUGCAAACAUGUUACAACAAACUACUAUUUUGCCUUUUGUUCACUGUUGUUUUUGGGUGGCUCCACUCGUUGUCUAUCUGAGAGGAACAGCUGCACCACCUAGCUACUCGGCUCAGAAGUGGAGCAUCACUGAUAGGCAGUAGGCACCCAUAUACCAACCAACACUAUGGACCAUGUGAAUGUGCUCUCACUUGAACGGCCCUAAACCUUAAACUUAUCAUCAGUGUGAAUAUCCGCUUUCCAACUUAAGUCUAAAUGAUUUGAUCAUUUCAUUUUCCAUGAGUGAAUGUAUCACCUAAGACAAAGCCAAUACUCCUGAAAUGAUCAGGAUUGGUCAUGAGAAGUGUAAAUGAUAACAGCUCUGUGUGAUGUCAGGGAGACACGUCAUUGACCAGUAGGAACUCACCCAAUGUCAGGCUUGAUCUGACAGGUAACCCAGCGGGCAAAACUGGUUUCAGUAUAAUCUAUUUUAUGACGUCAUAGUCAGGUUGUAUACUGGUUGUGUGAAAGUUUAUGCAGAAGUUAAUUAUUUUUAGCAACCAGAAAAAUACGUCUUUGUCUAGUUGUAAUCUGACCAGAUAACAACCAAAAUAUGACGUCUUUCCCAUUAUAUCUUCUUGUCGUGAAAAAUAUGUCUUUACCUGGUUGUAACAGAGACCCGUUGGUUGUAAUGUGGUUAUAUGAUUUCUUCUCAACCAGAAAACCAGUUUACGAUCAGAAAAUGACAUCAUUAAGACGAUUCCAAGGCAGGUCCGUCUGCAUACGGUAUGUGUCCACUAUGAAUGUGCUCUUUAAAUGGGUCUCUGAUGCAGUAAAAUGUAUUGUGUUGUUUUGGUUGCCUUGUCUGUAUUUUAGAGGAGUGGGUUGGUCUUUGAAUGACUGUAUGUUACCAUGUACGGUUGUGUUUUAAAAUAUGACAUUGACAUUGUUUUGGGGGAGAAAGAAAUGUUCAGUUAUAUUGCCUGUCUUGUUUCGGGUCAGUUGAAUGUCUUUAUAAAAUCAGUUGAUAACCCAAAUCUUCUUCUGAGUUAAUAGCAAUGUGUUAU